UAUGCACAUAAUAUAGUUAGAUACUAUCUGGAAUACGUAUGUAAUAGAUAGGAGAGGACACUAGGGGAGUAAUGAGUAGGUGAGUGGCUGUCAGUUGCAUUGCUGUUCUGUACCACCGCUAAACGUUUCUUUGGCACAGAUACAAUGAAUUAUUCAAAAGCUGUAAUAUUACUAGCAAUCAUUUUUCUACAUUGUUAUGAAAUAUCUGCAAGAAGAGGUCGAGGAAGAGGCAGAAGUAAAUCGCGAGUUCAAAUUGGACUGCCGAUCACCGGAAAAUACCGAGAUCGAGAAAGUGAUGAAUAUUAUAACAACAACAAUGGUGCCAAAAUCUUAUCGUCAUCGCAUUUUGACUAUGAAUACGUUUUGGGGCAUAAAAUCGCAUUUGUAUGUUCCGCUCGAGGUACUCCGCGCCCCCACAUUACAUGGUUCAAGGAUGGUACAGAAAUUUACACUCACCUAUACAUGAACAUACACGAAUGGCGAACAGGAACUGACAGAGUAAAAUCAAAACUGGAAAUCGAUCCAGCAACGCAAAUGGAUGCCGGGGUUUACGAAUGCACAGCAGAUAACAUGUAUAGUAUCGACAGACGAUCCUUCAAGACUGACUUUUCUAUUGCAUUUGAUUAAAGUUUUGGGUAAGGUGGAAUUAUGUAAUGUGUCACUUGCUCGUCACGUUUUACGUUGAAGAAAAUAUUUUCAAUGAUCUUCACCGGUAUGCAGAAUGUGGCAAAAAUACAAAUGUAUCGUAGUUUCUAACAAUAUUAACGUACGAGGAUUAAUUUUCA
This is a messenger RNA of Neodiprion virginianus, 785 nucleotides long. RefSeq names its product immunoglobulin domain-containing protein oig-4-like. The record is from RefSeq and is a predicted model, not a curated record. The transcript is spliced from 4 exons. NCBI's taxonomy places the organism in Eukaryota, Metazoa, Arthropoda, Insecta, Hymenoptera, Diprionidae. Gene Ontology annotation, molecular function: cell adhesion molecule binding. Gene Ontology annotation, cellular component: cell-cell junction. The coding region runs from base 145 to 627 and encodes 160 amino acids. Gene Ontology annotation, biological process: cell-cell adhesion.